Messenger RNA from Pelobates cultripes (western spadefoot toad), 3034 nucleotides. The record is from the annotation of a GenBank genome assembly. Lineage: Eukaryota; Metazoa; Chordata; Amphibia; Anura; Pelobatidae.
CUCUAUCCAGUCUCUAGUAAUAGAUUUAUUUAAUUUAAAUCCUGCUUUAUGUUUUACGAAGUGCAUAAUAUACCAGAUAUGGCUCUUUUUAACAUAAAGUAGAUACGUGGCCAUAUAUAAUCUUUAUUUUAUCUAUGGCGAGUGAGCUGAUGUGUACAUUGGGAAUAAACUAUUUGAUGUCACUUUGCUUCUAUCAAAUGAAAUAUACUCUGUAAUGAAUUAGCUCUAAAAACUAAACUGUGUAAACAUUUUAUAAAUGUUGUUUAAAGGUGGAAAUGCAAUGAACUGUAUGUUACUAAAAUAAAGUUAAAACUGUAUUUCUCCAUUCUUAGGUAUCAACUGUUUGUGGAAGCUUUUCCCCCAACUCCUACCUUUUAGCAGCAGAGCGAUGGCUGACUGAAAUUUUACUUCACUAAUCCACCUUUUUGUCAUCCACGAUAUCAAAUACCAGUAUUAUCACACACUAGUAGACAGUCUAUUCAAGCAACAAGUGUCAGAAGAGGUCUUUGUGAAUAAUGGAUGAGGACUCGAUAGUGGCAAAUGAAGAAAAUCUCACACAAACUCACAAGUCAACAAAGCAAGAAGAGAUGGUGACUGAAUGUGUGACUCAGGACGGCAAAGCGAACCUAAAAACCAUAAAAACAGAAAUGCCAUGUGAAAGCGAUCAUAAAACUGAUGAAAACAAAGUUGAUAUCAAUCAUACAGCACAACCCCUUAUAAGCUUAUACACUGAUUUUGAUCAUUCCAGAUGUGUACUUGAUGUUAAGUGUGAAACUGCUGACACAGAUAACCACAGCUUGGCUGCUGAGAAAUGUGUCAAUCUUGGAUCCCACCUUCUAAAGCCCCGGAAAGUUUACAUAAGAGAGAAGAUGUUAUCGUGUUUUGAAUGUGGAAAAUGGUAUGCCUCAAAAUCGGAGCUUGCUAGGCAUCAAAUAACUCACACAGGUGAAAGGGCAUUUGCCUGUUCUGAAUGUGGGAAAUGUUUUACCAGAAAGUCAUCUCUUGUUGCUCAUGUGAGGAUUCACACGGGUCACAAACCAUUCACUUGUUCAACAUGUGGCAGAUCUUUCCCCCAAAGCUCCAAUCUUGUUGUACAUGAGAGAAUUCACAGAGGAGAAAAACCUUUUUCAUGUUCGGAAUGUGGUAAAUGCUAUUCCACAAAGUCAUAUCUUCUUACACAUCAGAAAAUUCACACUGGUAAUAAGCCUUUUGCAUGUUCUGAAUGUGAAAAAUGUUUCCCCACAAGAUCUGACCUUAGACGGCAUGAGAGAACACACACAGGAGAAAAACCGUAUAGUUGUUCUGAAUGCGGAAAGUGUUUCACCACUAGCUCUUACCUUGUAACACACGAGAGAAUUCAUACAGGAGAAAAACCCUUCUCAUGUUCUGAAUGUGAAAAAACUUUUGCUCAGCCUUCAAGUCUCUUUUUACACGAGCGAAUUCACAUAGGUGAAAAGCCAUUUUCAUGUUCAGAAUGUGGAAAAUGUUUUUCCCAAAGUGGAAGUCUUCUUAUACACGAGAGAAUUCACACAGGAGAGAAACCAUUUACAUGUUCUGAAUGUGGGAAAAGUUUUAGUACAAAGUCAUAUCUUGUUACCCAUGAGCGCAUUCACACAGGAGAAAAGCCAUUCUCAUGUUCUGAAUGCCGAAGAUCUUUUACCUCAAAGUCAGAGCUUACUAUACACAAGAGAAUUCACACGGGAGAAAAGCCUUUUGUGUGUACCGAAUGUGGAAAAUGUUUUUCAAGAAAAUCGGGGCUUAACCGACAUGAGAGAUGUCACACAGGAGAAAAACCUUUUUCAUGUUCAGAAUGUGGGAAAUGCUUUUCCCACAGAACUAAUCUUUAUGUACACAAGAAAAUACACUCAAGGUCAGAUCUGUAUGAAUGUAAUGAAUAAUAAAAAUGCCAACAUCACUUUCUGUAUAGCAAAUACUUGUUUUUCCAAAAUAUAUAUUUUACACGUUUGUAUGUAAGAAAAACAUUAACGCUAUAGUACAUUAGACAAAGUUCCCAUAUGGUUGACUGUUGGGUGUUAUUUUUGUCUUUUUAAUGGCUAUGGAAGUUCCACUUCAAAUGGAGGUACACUAAGUAAAUGGCUGUUUCCUUGGAUGUUUGACCAUUUUUUUCUUUGGUUCUCAAAUUCUGCUCACAGGAUUGACUUACAAUUUGGAUAUGUGUAGUGUGAGUACACUUAUGACAAGCGUAUGGUUUUCCAAUGUACUACAGAUAUGUUAUAUGGUGACAUUCUGACUUUUCUGCAUAAUCGAGGGACCACAUGGUAAUGCUGAAAAGUGAAGCAGAAGUGUUGUGUGCAAAAUGGAACCUCGAUUUUUUUUUAUUCACGAUGGACGUUUCAUUAAAAGCAUGACAACUCAUGGAGGAACUCAUGUUACCUAGAGCUUUGUAUCAUGAAAUUGUUAUUUCUAUAUUUAGAUGUAUCUGAACAUUAUAUGCAUUCUUAAAUGUUGACAUUAAGUAAAACUUUUUGGUGGGGGUUACCAUGGUCCUUGUGAAUCACUUAACCCAUAAGAACCAUCCAAAUUGUAUGUAGCAGUACUUUCAUUGGUAAAGAUAUAAAAAAUUGUGUCCCAGGCAAUGAUCGUGACUAUUCAGGUUCCGCUUUGUUUUUUCAUUUGGAUGAGUACUGUGAUUACAUUUAUGACUAUUUGUUUUCACUUGAAUAUAUUUGUAAGUAUUUUUUAAUUGCAUAUUAUACACAUAUAUAUAUAAUUACACUAACAGUCUUAAGAAAGUAAUAUCAAUCAUAUAUAAUAAAACAUUACGUUAUUCAUUACAUUGUUGUAAAAAAUCACACUCAAUCUCAUUCAUAAGUACGCAAGAGUCACAAGAAUAUGACAACAAACUAACUUGCAUUUUGGGGUGGGAGAGCAGCAUAGAUGGAACCAAUCAAUACAUUUUUGGCACUAUCCCAUCGGGGGUCAUUCUUUAGAAAUAGAAUUAAUCCAGGGGGUCCAUAUCUUAAGAUACGGUGAAAUGUGUUCAUUAAAGGACCACUAUAGUGCCAGGAAAACA